Diatraea saccharalis (sugarcane borer) is the source of this 1107-nucleotide messenger RNA. The record is from the annotation of a GenBank genome assembly. NCBI's taxonomy places the organism in Eukaryota, Metazoa, Arthropoda, Insecta, Lepidoptera, Crambidae.
AUGUUGUUUCUCGGUGCCUUAGCGAUCGGUAUGAUAACUGGACUGCAGAAUGUCACCACGGAGGUGGGCACCACUGGCAGUGACGUCACAGAAGCAGCUGCGACAGAAACGAGCAGCAGCGCGAUGGGGUUGUUGGAGACGACAAAGUUGUCGGGCUCUCAAGGCGGGGACUUUGUGAACGUAACUUUACACGAGCAACCGUCAAUGUGGGACUUGUAUUUAAAGCACUGCCCGAAGUGGAAGCCGAUAGAUAAUGUGUUUUUUCAAGUGGCUAAUGUGUUUAUUUUGCUAUCGUUUUUGGCGCCACACACGCCAACAGGGCUGGUCUGGAUGCGUGUUGGACUAGUGCUGGGAUGCGCUUUCUCUGGUGUAUGGGCAUGGAGCAUAGAGUGUUUCCUUGAUGGAGUGCUGUGGAAUGCAACAUUUGUCGUGAUUAACUUUGUCUACUUUUCUGUGCAAUUUUAUUUGAUAAGACCCAUCAAAUUCCACAAGGAUAUUGAAGAGGUGUACAUAGCAUUGUUCAAGCCGUUGCGCGUGUCGCGGCGGCAGUUUAGGAGGGUGCUGAUGUGCAUGAGGAACGUGCGACAUCUCAAGUGUCACGAGCUGUACGCCCACGAGAAGGUCACCAAAGUGGAUAGCCUCUCGCUCGUGCUGUCCGGCAAGCUGGUUGUGUCGCAGAAUCAACGUGCUCUACACAUAGUGUUCCCACAUCACUUCCUGGACUCGCCGGAGUGGUUCGGCGUGUCUACAGAUGAAUAUUUCCAGGUGUCAAUAAUGGCGAUGGAAGAAUCUCGCGUGCUUGUGUGGCAUCGCGACAAGCUAAAGCUGUCCAUAAUGUCGGACGAGUUCCUGCAGGCGGUGUUUGAACACAUACUAGGGAGAGACGUAGUGCACAAGCUUAUGCAGGUGAGCGAAACGAUGGCAGUGAGCAAUGGCCACCUGCCGAACAGCUACGAAGAGGGCGAGGACAAGCCCAUGCUCGUCGUCAAGAAACCCGGCGACGGACCCGGCAUCACCGCGCUGCUCAACCGGCAGCUGCAGGCAACGGACCCAAAUGCGUGGCGUCUCGGGCGGAUCGAAGAGACAGACCACGAGACGCCCGUCUGA